Messenger RNA from Pundamilia nyererei, 838 nucleotides. Its product is annotated as myelin-associated glycoprotein-like. The annotation marks the transcript as partial. NCBI's taxonomy places the organism in Eukaryota, Metazoa, Chordata, Actinopteri, Cichliformes, Cichlidae. The record is from RefSeq and is a predicted model, not a curated record. The transcript has 4 exons.
GACUCAGACACAUUGCUAAAGUGUUUUGUUGCCUUAUAUCAAUCAGCCUUAUAUAAAUCAGCCAGACAGCAGUGUGUUACACAAAGGAGAAGCAUGGACAAAGAGGCAAAGUUUAUGAUAACUUGUCUGAUUUUUGCAGUCAUCUGUAGCGCCGUGUCCAGUGAUGAAUGGAAGGCCACUGUUGUAAAAAGCAUUGACGCUCUGGUUGGAUCCUGUGUUGUGGUACCAUGUUCAUUCUCCCAUACUGGAGGAAACCUGCCCUCCUCCAGACUCAGAGCAAUGUGGCACUAUAAAGGCAAAACACCAGAUACUAAAGGAAACAACAUCUUUCAUAGUGAUGCUACACUGAUUAAGGACAACUUUAAGGGCCGAACAAAGAUGUUGGGAGAGCUGGGCGAGAACAACUGCACCUUAGAAAUAACUCAAAUUAGAAAUCAUGACAAUGGCCCUUUCUGUUUCAGAGUUGAAGUAGUAAAAGGAGAAGGUAAUGAACCCACAAAGGACAUGUUCUCCUUUGAUAAAGACUGCGUCGAGUUGAACAUGAUCACUGACCCUGCAGAGCCUACAUUGACUCAGCCAAUGGCAGCCACUCAAGGAGAGCCCUACACUGCCAUCUGUUCAGUCAUGCACACCUGUCCAACCCAUGUACCUACACUUACAUGGAACUGGAAGACAGAAAGGAUCGUGUACCAUAGACUAAUUCAUUCUGGCAACUGGGAGACACUGUCCAUCCUGACAUUUAUUCCUGAGGAGAAGGAUGACAACAGAGAGCUGACAUGCACAGCUGGAUUUAAUGGAGGGCAAACAUCCUCCUCAAAAUUCACACUGAAUGUAAAAC